CCGACCUGCAACAUGAGCCAGGAACAACCGAGGAGGACCGACCAAGGUUGGGGAGCAGGGUGUGACCAGCCCAUAAAGUAUGGCGACGUGUUUCCCGUGGCCGGGGACCUGGCCGGGCAGACCAUCGCCCCCAGGGACGCGGCCAUGAUGCAUGCGGCCGAGAACAGGGCCUUGGGACUCACCCCUAAGGGCGGCCCCGCUUCCGUCAUGGAGUCCGCUGCCACGCGCAACGAGCAGCGCGGUCUCGUAGGCCACGACCAGUUCAGCCCCAUCCCGGCCAACCAGGGCGUGUCCAUCACCCAGACUGAGAUCCAUGGCCUUCCCGGCCAGCGUCUCGUUACCGAGUUUGUCGCCGGCCAGGCUGUUGGCCAGUACGUGGUUGACGCCGAAAGUGGAGAUGGUGGUGCCCCAGGCGGCAGGCGAGGCGUGGAACGGGGCCAGAGUCUCGGUGGAGUGUCUUCAUGGACCGACAAGAUGACGAUCGGGGAGGCGCUAGAGGCGGCCGGAAGAGCAGCGGGGGACGAACCGAUCGAGAUGAGCGACGCGGCUGCGGUUGAGGCGGCAGAGUCAGCGGCAACAGGGCUCAACACUGUCUUGCGAGGCGGCAUCGCGGCUGCCGCGCAGAGUGCUGCCACCCUCAACGCACGAAUUACCCGUGACGAGGACAAGACCAAGCUGGGCGACGUCCUUCAGGACGCGGCCAUGAGGCUGCUGGAUGACAGAGAAGCGACGAGGGUGGACGCGGAGCGGGUGGUGAGGGCGGAGAUGCGGAACAGUCCUGACGUCUGCGUUCGCCCCGGUGGUGUGGCAGAUUCCAUGGUAUCGGCUGCGCGAUUCAACCAAGAACCUUGAUGCCUUCCCUUCUGCUCCAUCUCGGCCUUUUGCUCCUCUGUUACCCGUGGAAUAAGUUUUAUGCGCCUUGUACCGAAAUAAGCUUGUAGGACUCGUGUAAUAUCUACUAUCGACUCGUAGACGAGACUUAAAUAGCAGCUGUAUGUGCUCUUUGCGGCCCUUUGUUCCGUCGUGGUAAUGCCCCUGCAGCUGACCGUAUCC
Molecule: messenger RNA, 1053 nt
Organism: Musa acuminata subsp. malaccensis (wild Malaysian banana)
Lineage: Eukaryota; Viridiplantae; Streptophyta; Magnoliopsida; Zingiberales; Musaceae
Product: late embryogenesis abundant protein D-34
Source: RefSeq, a predicted model, not a curated record